Messenger RNA from Dothidotthia symphoricarpi CBS 119687, 1619 nucleotides. Its product is annotated as 3-oxoacyl-reductase. The transcript has 3 exons. Lineage: Eukaryota; Fungi; Ascomycota; Dothideomycetes; Pleosporales; Dothidotthiaceae. Gene Ontology annotation, molecular function: oxidoreductase activity, acting on the CH-OH group of donors, NAD or NADP as acceptor. The record is from RefSeq and is a predicted model, not a curated record. Bases 394 to 1293 code for a protein of 299 amino acids.
GCAUUCUUGUCCGAAAAGUGGAUUGGUGUUCGGGAUUGGUUUAUGUGUAAGAUACGGGAUGAUCUCGCAUCGUUCUCGUAAGUAACCACAGCAUAUCAUGCACGAUAAUAUCACACCUCCAUGGACAGACGUCAUCUUCCGGGCCUCUUACACCCGAUGAGCAUCCAAAGGAACAGGGCUGAGCUGCGUUAACAAGAGGGGUUAAUGCAUACUCCGCAUAUUCGGGAAUAUGAGCCUACUGACGAUCACCAACUGUGGAGAUCUGGGGUAGGUACAUAUGAACUCAAUACCGCUACAUCUCUGCCUCUCAAUUCUUAGUUCCUGUGUACUGUCCUGAAUUUCUGUCGUGUCUACCUGAACGUGUUAUAGCUGUCUUUCAAUCCCUAAAUCACCAUGUCGUUUCGUCUACCAGCGAGAACCUUAUGGCAAGCUUCGCCAAAACUCACGUCUUUACCUCCCCUCUCAACCCAAGCAGCACGAUGGUCACGCAACUACGCAGCCCCAAAAAGCGAGCAAAGUAGAACAGCAAUCGUGACAGGUUCAUCACGGGGAAUCGGCAAAGCCAUAGCCCUCCGCCUAGCUCAAGACGGCUACGAUGUCUGCAUAAACGACAUCCAAGCCAACAAAUCCGGCUGCGAUGAGGUCGUAAAAGAGAUCCAGAGCCUCGGCCGCAAAGCCUUCGCCUUCACCGCCGACGUCUCAAAGCUGAACGAAGUACAAGACCUAGUCCAAGCCUCCGUCUCCGAACUCGGGCCCCUAAACACCAUGGUCGCCAACGCCGGCAUCGCACAAGUAAAAGCCCUGCUAGAUCUAACCGAGCAAGACCUCAAGCGCAUGUUCGAGAUAAACGUGUAUGGAGUAUACAACUGCUACGCCACCGCGGCCCGACAAAUGAUCUCUCAAAACACACCCGGCAAGAUCCUAGGCGCAGCCUCCAUCGCCGCAUUCCGGCCCUUCACCAUGCUCUCACACUACAGCGCCUCAAAAUUCGCCGUACGCGGCUUCACCCAGGCCUUUGCUAUAGAAAUGGCCGAGCACAAGAUCACCGUGAAUGCAUACGCGCCGGGCAUCGUCGGCACGGCUAUGUGGGAUUUGAUCGACGAGAAGCUGGGGGAGCGGACGGGCGCGAAGAAGGGCGAUAUGAUUAAGAAGUAUACUAGUGAGAUGAUUGCGCUGGGGCGGACGAGUGUGCCUGAGGAUGUUAGUUCUACGGUGAGCUUUUUGGCGAGUAGGGAUAGUGAUUAUAUGACUGGGCAGACUAUUGUUAUUGAUGGCGGGAUUCAGUUUACGUAGGUUUUUCUCGCUUUCUGCGGGGUGUAGGGAGGGAUGGACAUCAAUAAUACCCACAAGCACUACUCGGAUUCCUAGCAUCACUCCGUACCUGCUUAUCAUCUUGGUGCAUCUGUCAUUCCAAACUGAAUUCUGCGCUCUGUCAGUACAUGUCACUCCUGCAUUUACAAAAUCCUCUCGCCCCACGAAUCCGGGAGAAAACCUUCCAUCCCUCCCCUCCGUCAGUCAAAAUCUCAGUGCAGAAAAAUCUUCCAGCAGCUACACACCUACAUCUAUAAUUAACGUGAAAGCCUCAUACUUACAGCAUUGGCAGUAUGCGCCUAACAUGC